UGGCUCAGGUAUACAAAGCCUUUGAAAAUGACCGAAGGCUGCCAGAAUCUACGCAAAAGGCCAAGGAUAUGAAAUCAUUAGUGACAUCGGUUCAGGACUCAAUUGGAAACGCAGGGGUUUCUUACCCUUUUGGAACGAAUAUACUCUGGAGGAGUCGAAGAAGUGGUGACAUUUGUGCCAAUAAUAAUGAAACUAGAGAACUUGCGGAAGACUUACUUUCAAUCAUCACAGGGUUUGUGGCACGACAUAAUGGAUUACGCUAUGCUGCCAAUCACAAAAGAAGAAAAGAUACUGUCCAAGCAAUUCAAAAGUUCCAAGAAGAAAGAACAGCUCGAUGGACAUAUAAUCGAUGCCUUAUCGUGAUUAAAAAAGAAGGUGUCAAACGAAAAAAGAAGGACUUACGGGCUCGAUAUGAAACAAUGAAUGAUUUACUAAAAGGAUAUGCAUCCAAUUUUGCUGCGAAUCGUAAAAACUUUAAAAUGAAGUUCUGUUCUAAAAAAGAUCCACAACAAUCAAUUGCAAUACUUUUUAAACAUUGGGGUAAAUCUUGUGGUGAAUUCUCAUUUCUUCAUAAAAUGAACUCAGCAGAAUCUCUUCCAAA
Messenger RNA from Racocetra persica, 601 nucleotides. The record is from the annotation of a GenBank genome assembly. Lineage: Eukaryota; Fungi; Glomeromycota; Glomeromycetes; Diversisporales; Gigasporaceae.